Messenger RNA from Lodderomyces orthopsilosis Co 90-125, 1773 nucleotides. RefSeq names its product mRNA splicing protein. Bases 1 to 1773 code for a protein of 590 amino acids. Lineage: Eukaryota; Fungi; Ascomycota; Pichiomycetes; Serinales; Debaryomycetaceae. Gene Ontology annotation, cellular component: catalytic step 2 spliceosome. The transcript has a single exon. The record is from RefSeq and is a predicted model, not a curated record. Gene Ontology annotation, molecular function: RNA binding; ATP binding; RNA helicase activity. Gene Ontology annotation, biological process: mRNA splicing, via spliceosome.
AUGUCUAAGCGGCCCAUUCCGAUUGAUGAUUUAUUGAAAGAUGACUUUGCAAAACCUACAUAUAUACCGAAGUCCAAGCGGUCCAAGAUAGCUGAACAACAGACACUGGAGAUACCACAAGUCCAAGGAAAAGCACCAACUUCAUCGUCAUGGAGAAAUACAGUAAAACCAUCAAGGAAACUGCUAGAACCCCUGAUAUGGCAAAACUAUCAGGCACCAAAGAAACCGGCUCGACGCAAAUUCCAAUUUGAUUGGGAUGAAUCGGAAGAUACGACAAUUACGACAUCACUGACAUUUCGACGAAUAUUGCCCUCUUUUGAUGAUGAAGAGGAAGAUCAAGAGCAACUAGAUGCUGCAAAUGAUCCAUUAUUGAAAGAUGAGUUGAGUGGACAUUGGUCGACAAAACAGGUAUCACAAAUGACCGAACGAGAUUGGAGGAUAUUCAACGAAGAAUUCUCCAUCACUUAUCGUGGUGGCAAGAAUGUUCCUCAAGCAAUCCGCUAUUGGCAAGAAUGUGAAUUGGGAAAACCAAUUCAACAAUGUAUACAAGAACUAGGUUAUAUGACACCAACUCCGAUUCAAAGAGCUAGUAUCCCCAUCAGCUUAGCUAAACGAGAUGUAGUUGGUGUUGCAGAGACCGGUAGUGGUAAAACUCUUGCGUAUUUGCUACCCAUAUUUCAAUACUUGUCCCAAGUUGAUUCCAAUUUCAUGCAGUAUGAAAAAAGCAAGAAUGAAGCAUUGGCUUUAGUCUUGGCGCCAACUCGUGAAUUGGUGUUACAAAUCACAGUUCAAGCGGAGAAAUUGUGUACACGAUUAGGAUACAAUGUUGUUUCGAUUAUUGGUGGACAUCAGUAUCAAGAUACGGUUGAAGAGAUAGAAAAUGGCGGUGGUAAAGGAGGAGUUGACAUCAUAGUUGCUACACCUGGUAGAUUAUUAGAUUCAAUUGAUCGCAAAAUCAUUAACCUUCAAAAAUGUUACUACUUAGUCAUGGAUGAAGCUGAUCGAAUGAUUGAUUUGGGAUUUGAGAAAGAUUUGCAUAAGUUAAUUGCCCAUUUACCUAAUCAGGAUACUCUACAGCGGACAAUUGAUGGGAAAAUUUUUCAUUUGAAUCAACGAAUAAGUUCAAUGUUUACUGCAACUAUAUCACCGCCAAUUGAAAAAUUGACCAAAUCGUACUUGGUUGAUCCUAUUUAUGUUACAAUUGGCGGAGCAGGUGAAGCCUUAGAUAAUAUCGAUCAAAAAUUUGAAUAUUUGCCAUCUCUGAAAUUGCAAACUGGACAAUCUAUGGAACGGAUUAAAUUGGAAAGCUUGCUUCGUUUGAUUCAAACCCACAAACACAAUAAUCCCAAUGGUCUUAUUAUCAUAUUUGCCAAUUUCAAACUUGUUGUCGAUACAUUGUCUGAAGAAUUAGAAUCAAAACAACUUCCCAAUGUAAUCAUUCACGGAUCGAAAUCACAAGAACAAAGAGAAUUUGCUCUUGAACAGUUCAAACUGCAUGAUCCAUCUAUAUUAGUAGCUACUGAUGUUGCUGCCAGAGGUAUUGACAUACCUCAAGUGAGUCUUGUUAUUAAUUUUCAAAUGCCCCACAAAUUCGAUGAGUAUAUCCAUAGAAUUGGAAGAACUGGUCGUGCUGGGCAGUUUGGUACAAGUAUUUCAUUUGUCGAUGAUGAAGAUACGGGGAUUUUCUCAGAAUUGAAAAAGUUUUUAACAAAGGGGGGUAAGAAAGUACCUGAUUGGUUGUAUCGAUAUAAUUCAACAACGAUCAAAGAGUGA